Angiostrongylus costaricensis is the source of this 732-nucleotide messenger RNA. Lineage: Eukaryota; Metazoa; Nematoda; Chromadorea; Rhabditida; Metastrongylidae. The record is from the annotation of a GenBank genome assembly.
AUGCUUCUAUCUCGUUUUCAUGAAGCAAAGCAAGUGGGAACACUCUAUCAUUUUCUGAAUUUUCUUCUAUCUGUUGCUUUUCUUUGUGCCAAAGGCAUUCCUCAGAUAUGUCCGUGGAUCUUCACCGGUGACAAAGAAUGCGGUAUUGAUCCGCGCGAACGUGAGAUCCUUGUAUUUUUGGCGGUAAUUAUUGCUUGGAAAGGACGAAAAGCGACGAACUGGUUACAUUAUAUCAACAACAUAUUUCUCUUCUCCAAAAUCGCUAACAUUGCUCUAUUUUUUCGUGCCGAUGCACUAACUGGCAUUCUUUACCUCAUGGCAGUUGUCGUUGUUACUAUAUUGGCGCCAGAACCAGUAUACUCAGGUCCGGAAAAGAUCACAUAUUUUCAAGGUUCAGAACUAUUUCAGGAAUUAGACAGGGACCGCAAGUUCAAUCUUCCAAAUUUGCGCUUUGGAAAACUUGACGUCGGACGGUGGCCAAAAGAGGCAGACCGGUUCCGCGUCAAUGCGCAUCCAACAUCUCGUCAGUUGCCUACAAUUUGUGUGUUCAAAGACGCCAAGGAACUAAAGCGUCGGCCACUAGUUAGCGAGAAGCGACGAGCCAUCCCAUUCGUUUUCACUCAGGAAAACUGCAUACUGGAUUUCGAUCUUCUGAAUAUAUACAACGAGUGUUUGGAACGUCUGUCAACCAAAGAUAGACGGGAAAAUAAUGAUGAUAGGAAGACACGGUGA